AUUUAUUUUUUAGUGUUAGUCAGAAAGAGAGAGAAAGAGAGAGAGAGAGAGAAAUUUAUACCUGCAGCAUCAAAUUCAACUUCUAAUUUCAUUCAACUUCUACUCUGUCUCUCUCUCUCUCUCUCUCUCCCUCUCUUCUCCUUCUCUCUCUUUUUCCACUUCGAUCAUCACUUCCCAGUUCCGGAAGCAAGGGUUUUAUCGUUUGAAGAAGAUUAAUCAUCAACCCAACGAGGACAGAUCAUUACACGCAUGCUUGGCACAAUAGACGACCUUGACGUUACUACUUAGGAUUUAGCCAAAGUCAAUUUGGAAGGUAAGUGGUCGCAUAAACAACUUCUCCAAAGCCAGCCAACACUGUUAUGGAUCAGCGAGGGCAUGGGCAGCAUUCUGCAGCAGGUGAGGUUGGAAGUACGGCUCCCGUCCCAUAUGGCAUAUCAUCGUAUCAACCUAACCAGAUGAUGGGGCCUUCUGCCACUGGAUCACUUCAAUCUGCUGCUCAGCCAUCAGGUGUCACUGCAUCUCAAGCUCAGCUUGCUCAGCACCAACUUGCUUAUCAGCAUAUCCACCAGCAACAGCAAGAACAACUACAGCAGCAACUCCAGACUUUUUGGACUAAUCAGUACCAAGAAAUUGAGCAGACAGCUGAUUUUAAGAAUCACAGUCUGCCAUUGGCUAGGAUUAAGAAGAUUAUGAAGGCAGAUGAAGAUGUAAGGAUGAUAUCAGCUGAAGCUCCAGUCAUAUUUGCCAGAGCCUGUGAGAUGUUCAUUCUGGAAUUGACAUUGCGGUCUUGGAAUCACACAGAAGAGAACAAAAGGAGGACACUCCAAAAAAAUGAUAUUGCUGCAGCAAUUACAAGGACUGAAAUUUUUGAUUUUCUAGUUGAUAUUGUGCCAAGGGAGGAUUUGAAAGAUGAAGUGCUGGCAUCUGUCCCAAGAGGGAGUCUUCCAGUUGGAGGCCCAGCUGAAGCUAUACCUUACUAUUACAUGUCACCUCAGUUUGCUCCACAGGUCGCUGCUCCAGGGAUGAAUGUCGGUCAGCCUGUGGUGGAUCAAAAUCUCUACGGCCAACAUACUCGUCCUUAUGUUGCACAGCCAAUUUGGCCACAGCAACAACAGCAGCCGCCUGCAGACUCUUGAGCAAACAGUAGAGUUGCAGUAGUAAAAAAACCUGAAGCAGAAUGGGAGUAAAUUGAUUGUCUUAGUUUUUGUUUGAAGUUUUAAAGCUUAAUUACUCGUUUUUAUUUAAGUCAUGCUUCAGGUUGGUCCUAAUAGUUUUGAUGCUUUCAUUUUGUCAAGUUAUAUAGCCAAGAAUGUUGGUUCAGCUGUUGUAGAUAAUUUUAUGGGUUAAAAAAAAUAAAGAUUUCGCAGCUCCUUUCAUGUUA
Molecule: messenger RNA, 1381 nt
Organism: Hevea brasiliensis (rubber tree)
Lineage: Eukaryota; Viridiplantae; Streptophyta; Magnoliopsida; Malpighiales; Euphorbiaceae
Product: nuclear transcription factor Y subunit C-9
Exons: 4
Coding region: 360-1136 (258 amino acids)
Biological process (GO): regulation of DNA-templated transcription
Cellular component (GO): nucleus
Molecular function (GO): protein heterodimerization activity; DNA binding; DNA-binding transcription activator activity, RNA polymerase II-specific
Source: RefSeq, a predicted model, not a curated record